This is a messenger RNA of Coccidioides posadasii C735 delta SOWgp, 5167 nucleotides long. Lineage: Eukaryota; Fungi; Ascomycota; Eurotiomycetes; Onygenales; Onygenaceae. The record is from RefSeq and is a predicted model, not a curated record.
CGCCGUCUCAGCUUUCCCGCAGACGAUGCUGAAAGGCGAACCGACGGCUUAAGGAUGACGGCCGAUUAACGACUUACAUGUUUCCCAUUUCCGAAAAACGCUGCCUCUCGGGCGAAGUCCUCCAUGGUGCCUCCGAGCAAAGCGUGACUCUCUGCGCUUUUUGCAUUCAGGCACCUGACCAACCACCGCCGGGCGGGUUAGCUCAAUGACGACUCGUCACUAACGCGUUGUCUGGCCCUGAGUCCUUCGUCUGCUCACAAGACUGUUUUGCACCGGAGUCAGGUUGCUGCCAGGGGCAUCUUGCUUUGAAUUUGUCCUACCCUGUACCGGCCUCUUGCUUGUCAACAGGGCUGGGAUGUGGCGGCCAUCUGAUAAACGUAUAUAGUAUUUAAACACCUGCCAGUUUACCCGCCUGAUGCUUGGAGGUUUAUUCCACUUCAGGAUUAAACAAACAUCACAAAAAUGGGCUCGACUCACAGAGAAAGGCCCCGAGUCAAGGAGUUCGGAUUGUCGGAGGUCUACACUUCCCAGGACCCUCAGGUCGACGUUGUAUUUGUCCAUGGCCUUAACGGAUCAGCGUAUGCGACGUGGGCGACAAAGAAGUCCGACAUAUUUUGGCCCGCAGACCUCCUCCCUCGAACACUUCCAAGUCAACAGCUUCGGAUUUUGACAUAUGGCUACGAUGCUAAUGUCUCCGCGUUCAUGGAUGGAACCUCGAAAGAUAAAAUACACAACCAUGCCGAGCACCUAGCAGCCCACCUCUUCGCCAACAGAAAUCUCAAUGGAGCGGUGGAUAGACCGAUUGUCUUCAUAUGCCAUUCCCUCGGUGGCCUGGUAGUUAAAAAGUGCCUUACGUUUUGCUCUCGAGUAAGGCACGAACACAUUCAACAUCUUCGAUCUACAUACGUGUCAACUUACGGCAUCCUGUUCUUGGGAACCCCGCAUAACGGCUCCGAUGUUGCCAAGUUUGGCAGCCUGCUUCAGUCGAUAUGCGGCGCCGUAUUGCCAAAAAAAUUGUUUGAUACAUCGCCUCAACUAAUUCAGAGUCUUAAAACAGAUAAUGAACAUCUGCAGAUCAUUAACCGUGACUUUGUUCAGAUCAUAGAUAGAUUUCGAAUAUAUUUCUUCCAUGAGUCGAAGCCCAUGGACCUCAAAAGUACUCGUGCUUUUAUUGUGGAUGAGGCUUCUGCAGCCCCGUUGAUGGAUGGAGUGGAACGCAUGGGGAUCGAAGCAGAUCAUGGCAGCAUGUGCCGAUUCGAAGAUAGGAAUUCACCUGGCUACGAGGCGGUAUCUGAAGCCGUUUUUCGUUAUUCAAGGGACGCCCCCAAAAUCAUCCCCGCCAGGUGGGCACAGGAAUAUAGGGAACGGGCGAUUGAAAGACAGGAGGAGGCGAGAAGACUCUACGGUUUAAAUGAUCCACUGGGAGGAAGCUUGAUUUCCCUACAAACAGAAAAAUUUGAUUCCCUAGCGAACAGCGUGUCUACCCUUUUACCAAAUCCGCCAUCUGAGAUAGGAGAGAUCCCUCAAUCUCAGGACCCAGAAAAGGAUCCCUUUAUUCGCGUUGUGCCUCCAGGUUUCCACCCAAAUUCUACUUUUUUUGGAAUGGAAAAGGAGAUGAAUGAACUGCACAACCGUCUGUAUAAGGCUAAAAAGAGGGCAACCGGUACCGCUUCAGUUCUCCUAUAUGCGGUUCCGGGCGCCGGAAAAUCACACCUUGCGCGACAAUAUAUGUACACCUAUCAGUCUUUGUACCCUGGCGGCAUCUUCUGGAUUGACUGCAGAACGAGGGAGUCACGGUAUAAUGGUAUUUGGCAGAUUGCACAAAUGGUGGACGAACUAACAGGGGAGAAAGAAAGCCAUGACCCUAAUUGGGGAAGCACUGGUGUCUAUGUGGACAGUGUUCGAAAGUGGCUUGGGUCAAGGGAAAACUGGCUCCUCAUUUUCGAUGGUAUCUCCUUUGAGCACAGCAAAGAUAUUGAUGAAUUCAAAAAUGUGCUUCCCUAUGCAAAAGAAACGGCCAUCAUUUACACGUCCGUCGAUCGCAGUUUGAGCAAGAAGCAGAGGCUCUUGGAGCCAUAUGGACUCGAGGUUAAACGUCUCGCGGUAUCGGACGCAUGCAAACUCCUCUACAAAGAUUUAGGGAUUAAACAUCCCACCUCUAGGCAAGAGAAGAAGGCCAUUGAUUUGGUAAAUUACUACCAGUGCUUGCCUCUUGCGAUUCACGCGAUUGGUCAUCGACUGAGGGCUUCUGGAAAGGCUUUGGAGAAAUACAAAUUUGGUUCUCAUCUAACGGAUGAAAAGCUGGCCGAGCCGUUCCGGGAUAUCAUGAAAGACUUGGCCGAGUAUCAGCAUGUCGAGGCACUCAACCUCAUAAAAAUUCUUUCUUUCUUUGGGCAUCACAUUCCGGUCGGGAUGUUGAACCUUGGGAGGAAAGCUCUUAAUGCAUACAGCGUUGAGAUCCGAACCAGCGAUCGAGGAGGUAGUAACCAACGGCAUAUCGACAAUACUUUUACCACACUCAUGAGGUACGGGCUGAUUGAGAGAACAUUAUACUUGUAUUCGUUGAACGAUAAUUUGGGCGACUCCGGUACUUUGGUAUACUCACAGAUAUCUUCCGAUGCUGACGAUUCCCAUGCGAGCGACAACGAUAAUUUUUCCACCGCAUCACGAAGCACCAUAGAGACUGUCAAGAUCCACACCGUCGUACAGAAGUUUUGCCGUGACGAACUAACAGACCAAGGCGAAAGCCAUUACUAUUGGUGGCUCGCCCUCGCAACCGCGCUGUUCUGCCUGUCCUACGACAACGCGAAAGCCCAGAUGCGGGCUACCAGGGGUUCAGGCCUGACAAGGGACUACAGGGAGUAUUUGACCCAUGCAAGGCGCCUAAUAAGCCAUUUUCCGACAAAGUUCACGGGAGUGGCCAUGAGCCUGCGAAAUUUGCAUGCGACGUUGAAGAAACUGGAGAGUGAUAUGCAAGAUGAGAUUGAAAAUCGCUCCCCAGGAUCUUCGCAGGAGUCGUUCCGGAAUCAGAAAUCAAUUUUUGACCGUACAAGCAGUAUGUCCUCCGUCCCGGACACUCCUGAUAGCCAUACAUCGGCAUCCGCUUGGCCAGAAGGGUUCGAAGAAGUCAAGUCAGAGUCGCCUGUGGAUAUAUAUUUUCCUCAUCAGAUAGUACCAUCAACCACGGACCCAAGUUUACACAUACCUAUCAUAGCCGAAGAGGUGGAAAAUCCAAGGGAGAUCGAAGACGGAAGUUAUACCUCAGGGCUGUCUCGCGUUCCAUCGCAGAACACUGAAAUCCCGCAACUUACAAUAGACGAAGGAGAAGAAGGGGACGAAGAGGGAUGGCAAAAGGUGGAAAAACGCCAACGUGGUUGGAUAUCAGCUCUUGGUCGAUUGCGAAGAGUCAAAGGUAAAAGAAACCUUGGGGACUUUAGACCUCGAGCGACCGUCUCGGUCACAGAAGCUCAUGCUAAAGCCGAGAGCGCUAUCUUGCCUAAGCCCUCGAUAAGAUCGAUAGAAGGAAGAUCCGAUGCCGAGUCGUCACUAGCCGCAGUGCAUCAUUCGAGCCCCCCUCCUACCCGCGGAGGCGGAAUUAAGCCUGCUAAUCGGGCCCCUAGUCAGAAAGACAACAGUAAAACUUACGCUUAUGUUUUGGCUAAUCAGCCAAACACCUCAUUUGCAAGACGGUCUGCUCCCUCUCUGAGCAACCAGCAGCCUCCUUCAACGUCUUAUAGCCCGGAGCUCGCCCAAGGCCGGUUAGAAACUCGCCGUGAGAGCAUGCCUACAUCAGGCCAGAUGGAUCGACCCUUUGACGCAUUAUCUCAGUCCACCCAUAGCGACCCUGGCAUGCCCGUGUCGUUUAGAAAGUCACCUAAUCCCAAUGUGCGCCACCAAUUCUCGGGUUCCGCCGCGCAUUCUCGAAACUCGUCAAGAUCCACGGAUCCUCCCGACAACCACGGUUAUACGCCUCUAGAUCCGUACGACUCCCAAAGGGUCCUUGGUCCUAGCCCCAUGCCUCUUCCCUACCAGAGAGACAUAGCCAUUACAUACGGGCCACAAUAUCCUGCGUUGUCGAAUCUCUCAAGAGCGGCGGCUCCUCCUUCGCCCUUGGCGUCCCCGCCCUAUAUGAAUCGGCCAAACUUCCCAAUGGGCUAUUUGCCGGCUGGCUAUUCGUCGCAGCCCAUGUCUCGCGACCACUCGGCGCAGUCAGAGCAUUCUCUACGAACAGAACCUGCUAGGUUCCCGCCUAACUUCUCUCCGGCCCCUCACCCUUCUCCGUUUGGAUGCCGCGAUAGAGCGCAGAUGCCUUUCGUUGAUACCAGGCGAGUGCAGCACAUCAUGUUCGGGCCUGGGGAAUCGGGAGCUGAUUCGUCUACAAAUUCCCCUGUAUCCUUUGAAGCGCCUGGUAUGUCACGGGGCCCAUCGGGGCCGGGUUUGAUGGUGAACUCCGGUGAUGGUAUGAGUCGAAGUCUUGUGGAGUUUAGUCGUGUCCCAAACACACAGCAUAUUCAGUUCGGGGAGACCAACCCUGUUAAUGUGGAAGCGGCUCGUAGGCGCGCAAGAGCGCCAUAUCCGAGUCACAAUCUUAUUCCGACCGGGAGUGACGACGCGCAGCUUCAGAUGCUACUCAGUGGGUCGGGAGGGCCUGGAUUCAACGGACCACACCAAGGUGGGCAGAGGCAAAGAAGUGGGAGUUCUCCUGUGUCGCGGCACGACCUGAAUGGGUUUGGUGUUCAGUUCCAAUGAAGGUAAUAACUAUCUGAUUAUUACUGCACGAUGUUUAUGUUACUUGUUUUCAGGCCCUUAUUGAAGUGGCUGGAUUUUGGAAUACCUGUUUGUGGUUGGCAUACUUUAAGUAUAGGGCAUGGUUUUUGGACAGCAUAAAAAAUUAUGUCAUAGCAGGAUAAAAUACACCAUGAAAGAGUGGAGGGGGAUGCAUGGAGAUGUUCUUGAUGGGCCUUGGGGUUUAUAUACUACAUUUUGUUUUGGGGGAUACUGCAAGCUAUGAGGUCAUUUGUUAUGGGUUUGGAGUUAGGACUGGUGCUGAUCUUUAAUAUAUUGUUGUAUUGUUUUAAGGCGUUACUUUUUUUUGGCCCCCACCUCCUGUUUGGAUAUGAAUAGAGAGCUACAUAAUGGAAAUGAUACUGGCUUGAGUAAAAUAGCA